Molecule: messenger RNA, 3462 nt
Organism: Podarcis muralis (Common wall lizard)
Lineage: Eukaryota; Metazoa; Chordata; Lepidosauria; Squamata; Lacertidae
Gene: TMED5
Product: transmembrane p24 trafficking protein 5
Source: RefSeq, a predicted model, not a curated record
AGCCUCGUUCUUCGCCUCAGAAGACCUGAGGCGAGCGAGCGAGCGAGACCGGACCGCGAGGAGGUGCCGUCUCCUCCGGAAUUUCCCGCUUCCUGGGUGUCGAGGGCUCGGCGGCGAUGGAGGCGGAGAUGCGGCGGUGCCUGCUGGCCUCCCUCCUGCCGCUGCUCUUGGUGCUGCUGCCUCCGCCGGGCGCCUCGGCAUUCGCCACCGCCUUGGACAGCGACUUCACUUUCACCCUGCCCGCCGGCCGCAAGGAGUGCUUCUUCCAGAGCAUGCAGAAGGAGGCCUCUCUGGAGAUCGAGUAUCAGGUUCUCGAUGGAGCAGGUUUAGAUAUUGAUUUCCAUCUAUUAUCACCAAAAGGUGAAGCACUAGUUUUUGAACAGAGAAAAUCGGAUGGAGUCCAUACGGUGGAGACAGAGGAUGGUGACUAUAUGUUCUGCUUUGACAACACAUUCAGCACUCUGUCAGAUAAGGUGAUUUUCUUUGAACUGAUAUUGGAUAACAUGGGAGAUGAAGAGGAAGAUUGGAAGAACUAUAUCACUGGCACAGAUCUUCUGGAUAUGAAGCUAGAAGAUAUUCUGGAAUCGGUCAACAGUGUGAAGUCCAGGCUAAGCAAAAGUAUCCAUAUUCAGACCCUGCUCAAAGCAUUUGAAGCUCGUGAUAGAAACAUACAAGAAAGCAACUUUGACAGGGUAAACUUCUGGUCCAUGGUCAACCUUGCAAUAAUGGUGGUGGUGUCAGCUGUCCAAGUUUACAUGCUGAGGAGUCUUUUUGAAGAUAAAAGGAAAACUAGAACAUAACACCAGUGUCUUAAACAGGGGAAAUGCAAUACACUGCUAAAGAAAAAGGAGAUUGAUGUUUCUUCCCAGCUUGUUUUGAAUGAACAGUUUUUAACAUUCGUAUGUGACUUUUUAAUAUGAGCAGAAUGCUUUUCUUUGCUCCAAUAAAUUGCAAUAACUUGGUUUAUUAAGAUGGUGGAUAACUUAAAACUUGCCUGAAUCUCCUCAGCCAUCUAUACUGCACAAUUUUUUUUUUGCAACAAAUUGAGAUUUUAUAUCUACCAAUAUUUGAUACUAUGUCUUAAUGACUGCUAGCCUAAAGGUAAUAUUUUAAAAAGAAAAAAGAUUCAUGAAGUUAUGAAUUGAAUUGUGUAUUUCGUAUUUGAGUCCUGCCUUGGAUAUGUCAGUUAAAUGGAAUAUUUGCUACGGCAAACUAUGCUGUUAUUUCGACAAUAUUUUUAAAUGGGUGUAAGUGAAGACUCUUGUGCCUUAUUUGUACUAAUUAACAAACUUAUGCAACAAAAAUUAACUGGCAUCUAAAAUGUAUAUUGCUUCCAAAUUCUUUAAUUUUCCUCACUUUGUGAAUUAAUUUUAAGUUCAGAUCAGGGUUUGUUUGUUUGUUGUAGCUAGCCUUCAUAAUUCAAAACUGCAAAAACACAAACUCAAGAGUGCUGAAAGGCACCAGCUUUCACCUCUGGAUUAUUUAUGUAACACGAACCCUGCAAGUGCCUAGGCAUAUUAGCAACCAGUUUUGAGGCCAUGUAGCCACUUACAUGCAUACAUGUUUGUAAAAGGACUCAUUAUACCCAAUUUGGGGGACUUUGUGAAUCGCUUUUAUUCUGCCACACAAAUUAAUAACAUUUGAGUUUUUUAUACACAGGCACAUCUAAUGUGUUUCAAACCAGGUUUACUAUAAUGGCACAUUCCCCUCAUACACCAGAGGGGUGGUCAACCUGUUGCUUUGCCAAUGUCUCGCUCCCAUUAGCUACAGCCGGUAUACUCCAUUGUUAGAGAUAACAGGAGUUGUCAUACAGCAACAUUUAGAAGGCUAGAAUUCAUAGCUGUCAACGUUUCCCUUUUUUAAAAAGGGGAAUUCCCUUAUUCCGAAUAGGAUUCCUCGGAGCAAAAGGGAAAAGUUGACAGCUAUGCCCUAGAUACUGUAGUUCUGAUUAUGUGAGAGAGGAUGGAGAUAGAAUGCUCCAGUUUUCAUGGUUACUGGGUAGGGUAGCUGAAAUUGACUUACAGCUAAAAGCCCAGUUUACCUUAUUGUGAUUUUUAAAAAACAGCAAGUUUUCACUUUUAAAUUUUAGCUUGAAAAUUUGAAUUUACAACUUAAAAAUAGCUGGGAAAUUUGCACUGUGAUUUAUGAAUACAAACCCAGAAGCAAAUCCUAUUAUGCAGUGGAACUUGGUUCCUAGUUAAUGGGCUAAGGGUUACAGUGUGAGUUUCCAAACUUUGAUUAAAGCAGUUAACAGUUGCUCAUCAAAAUGCCGUGCAUGUUUGGAGAAUAGCACACAACCUCCAUGUCAUUGUUUGCAUCCUGAGAUGGCUCCUAUGGCUGUAAUCCAGCAAACCUGGAUGUCCCAAACUGAUUUCUGAACGUUUGUGUGUGUGUGUAUAUAUAUAUUCCAUGCUUAGCAUGGUUAACAUGCUUUUUUUUUUGCUUGAAACUACACAAAUAACACGUCAGCUGCUGAAGUUGAUAUGCAGAUAUUAAUUCAAUUCCCAUUAUGCUAAGCAGCUUAUGUGGGGUAAGUGUAGAAAUGCAUCUCAAACAUAGCUCAAGGUUUUGAACCACCAGGUAAUGAUUCUUGUGAACUUGAACCUAUUUUUCAACAGUAUUAGAUGUCACAUACUUUUGCCAUAAAGUUAAUACUGGUGUGGCUAAUGAUACAUAAAUGGUUACCAGUUUAUAAAUGUAUAAACUAUUAUGCGAACAUAUAAGCAUAUUAAGUUACAGGUAGCAGACCAAGUAGUUAUUUACAGCUGCUACAGUGGUAGCAUCUAUGCUUAUCCUCUUCUGCCCAUAUUCAUAUUUUUUACAUACCAAUGGUUCAAAUAAUUGGGCUGAUUUAAAUGAGACUUAGUACUAGUGACCCAUAGCUAUACAUUUUGAGGCUGCAGCAAUGGGAUGUCUAGCUGGCUGUAGUUAUCUACUAAAUAUCAGCAGAAACAACGUCUUAAAGCCAAUUAUAUGAGAAUUAUUCCCAAUUUGAGGCAACAUAGUAUUAAAUAUACCAUGCAAAUGUGGAUGCCAAGGUUUCAAAAUAUACAAUCUUUUAGCACUGUAAUGUUAAAAAGUAUCUUCGCCAAAAAGCUGUGACUAAGCCUUCUACCUCUCAAUUUAUGCUAAUGCCAAUUGAUUGGUCCUUUACAGUUCUGGUUUCCAACAAAACUUUAAAUGUAUAUAAAAUAGGGUGAUAACCAACUGCAUCGUACCCAUUCUCAGUCAUCCUCAGUAGACCCAGGGAACUUAAGUUAGUCGGAUACCAUCCACAUUGCUGGGGACUUAACAAGUUGCCUACUAUGGCACUCAUGGUUGUGCUGUACAUUUUCAUAAUGCUGCAGAAUAGUGUGUGCAAUUCUACAGGUAAGAAUGAACACAGCAGUAAAAAUGAACACGGCGGUAAAUGGAUAAAUUUCUGGCUGUGAAAUGGAUUUAAUAAAGGAAUUCUAAACUUAA